Molecule: messenger RNA, 846 nt
Organism: Hipposideros armiger (great roundleaf bat)
Lineage: Eukaryota; Metazoa; Chordata; Mammalia; Chiroptera; Hipposideridae
Gene: TMEM88
Product: transmembrane protein 88
Exons: 2
Coding region: 189-665 (158 amino acids)
Biological process (GO): negative regulation of canonical Wnt signaling pathway
Cellular component (GO): plasma membrane
Molecular function (GO): PDZ domain binding
Source: RefSeq, a predicted model, not a curated record
GUGAACCCCUCCCCGGAGGCGCCUGUGGAAUGUCCAGAGCUCUGGUCCGUUCCUCCAUAUGGGGGGGGGGUUCGUACUCCAGGAGCCGCAUUCCAGGAUAAGGGGGGUGGGGAGAGGCCGGGCCGGGGGAGGGGCAGGAAAGAGGGCUAUAAGGGCCGUGGCCCAGGCAGGCGGGAGCCAGGCGGGCCAUGGCGGAUGUCCCCGGGGCACAGCGACCGGUUCCUAGCGGCCCAGAGCCCCGGGACCCCCUGGACUGCUGGGCCUGCGCUGUGCUGGUUACUGCCCAGAAUCUGUUGGUGGCUGCCUUCAAUCUUCUCUUGCUGGCGCUGGUGCUGGGGACCAUCCUGCUACCUGCUGUCACCAUGUUAGGCUUCGGCUUCCUCUGCCACUCCCAGUUCCUGCGUUCCCAGGCACCCCCUUGCACCGCGCAUCUGCGGGACCCGGGCUUCACGGCCCUGUUGGUCACUGGAUUCCUGCUCCUCGUGCCACUGCUCGUGCUUGCCCUGGCCAGCUACCGCCGCCUCUGCCUGCGCCUCCGUCUGGCUGACUGCCUCGUGCCCUACAGCCGAGCUCUCUAUCGGCGCCGGCGCACCCUGCAGCCGGGGCAAAUCCGGGCCUCGCCAGGGUCCCAGGCCGUUCCCACAUCAGGAAAAGUCUGGGUUUGAGAACCCUCGAGUCAAGAACAACCCUGACGACUGCCCUCCCUUUUAGUGGCCCAAGGACUUGAACCCCGGGGGUCUCCCUAUCUUCCCUGCCCCCACCCCUGCCUCAGUCUGGUCCCAGGAUCCCCUUGGCAAAUAGCAUUUGUGGACCCAAUGCUGGUGAAAAUUCGCCACACCUCGGAAA